AUGGCGUGGCGUUUGCUCCCGUGGCAUUUGCAAGAGGAUUGCAGUAACCCGACACCGAACCCGCGACCCCAGCGUGAGGGCACGCCGCCUCGACAUAUAGUCGGAGGGACACCGUGGUCGUACACGUUUUGGAGCGGAAUAAUUUGGGGUUUCCAUUUCGGGGACCCCAUAGUGGAAAGUUUGGCGCAAAUACACGCGUGCAUUCGUUGGGCGCAAUUAAGUGAUGAAUGGAGGACGGGGCGGCUGAGGAUUAUUCGCGCUAUGGCAGCGGGUCUCCAGCACGGCCAGCCAGCUUUACGUGGCUCCUCGCCCGAGCUCGAUACA
Messenger RNA from Iphiclides podalirius (scarce swallowtail), 324 nucleotides. NCBI's taxonomy places the organism in Eukaryota, Metazoa, Arthropoda, Insecta, Lepidoptera, Papilionidae. The record is from the annotation of a GenBank genome assembly.